UCCCCUUUGGCUGCCUGCCUAGCUGAAACCGACGACGACGCUACCACUCUCCUUCCUUCCUUUCCUUCCUUCACCGCGUCUACCCCCAGACAAAAUCCCAUCCGGAAUCAACUUCUCUCCCUACGAUCCUCUUCCUCCCCCUUCCCCGCCGCCUCCGCCGGCGAGAAUCGCCGCCGCGUCCGUCGCCACGACCUAGGAGCCCUCCUUCACGGGCGGACCUCUUCCCGGAGCCACCGGAGGGCGGGGACGGGCGGCCAGUCUCGUCCAGAGCCGGUAUGCAGAGCCAGAUCGUGUGCCACCGCUGCCGGAGGGUGCUGGCCUACCCGUCAGGGGCGCCCAGCGUGUGCUGCGCCAUGUGCCGAGCCAUCACCGCCGUGCCACCCCCAGCGCCAGCAGUGGAAAUGGCUCAGCUUAUAUGUGGUGGUUGCCGAACUUUGCUGAUGUACACCCGUAAUGCAGACACUGUGAGAUGCUCAUGUUGCAGUACUGUCAAUCUUGUCAGACCAGUCAAUAAUAUAGCCCACGUGAACUGUGGUCGGUGCCGAACAACUUUGAUGUAUCCACAUGGAGCACCUUCUGUCAAAUGUGCCAUCUGCGAUUAUAUCACAAAUAUCACAAAUACUGGAAUAAAUACCAUGUCACCAGCGCCAUGUCCAAGGCCUACAUCAAAUGAAUCUGCAUAUAAUGCCUCAUCAGCUUCUGUUCCCACACCUCAACCCCAGAAUGUAACCGUCGUUGUUGAGAACCCUAUGACAGUUGACGAAAAGGGUAAACUGGUCAGCAACGUCGUAGUUGGAAUUACACCUGGGAAAAAUUGAAGGGUUGUUUCUCACCUGAUGUAUACCUGUUUUGUGUUCUAUAUAAGAACCUGGAAAGACCAUGUACUGGUAUUUCCAGCCUUUGGUGAUUGGUUGCUGCCUGACCUGGAAGAACAAAGACGCAUAAAGUGCUUUUUGGAAUUUCACCAAGGAAAGCAUGCAUUUCGAAAGCUGUAUUCUGAAUAUGUUGAUUCUUUUGUCUGUAUAUGAGUUCUAUCAGACUUCACUAUGGGCAUGACAAAAUGGUAUUAUACAUAUUUUGAAACUUUA
Messenger RNA from Triticum urartu, 1088 nucleotides. Its product is annotated as protein LOL3. NCBI's taxonomy places the organism in Eukaryota, Viridiplantae, Streptophyta, Magnoliopsida, Poales, Poaceae. The record is from RefSeq and is a predicted model, not a curated record.